This is a messenger RNA of Ficedula albicollis (Collared flycatcher), 3271 nucleotides long. It is a transcript of the gene MAP4K3, whose product is annotated as mitogen-activated protein kinase kinase kinase kinase 3. The record is from RefSeq and is a predicted model, not a curated record. Lineage: Eukaryota; Metazoa; Chordata; Aves; Passeriformes; Muscicapidae. Gene Ontology annotation, molecular function: MAP kinase kinase kinase kinase activity; ATP binding. Gene Ontology annotation, biological process: protein phosphorylation. The transcript is spliced from 33 exons. The coding region runs from base 194 to 2626 and encodes 810 amino acids.
GGGGGGCGGGCGGGUGUGCGACCUGUCGCGGCGCAACCCCCAGGAGGACUUCGAGCUCAUCCAGCGCAUCGGUAGCGGCACCUACGGCGACGUUUACAAGGCUCGAAAUGUCAACACGGGUGAGCUUGCAGCAAUUAAAGUAAUAAAACUAGAACCAGGAGAAGAUUUUGCUGUUGUGCAGCAGGAAAUCAUUAUGAUGAAAGACUGUAAACAUCCGAACAUUGUUGCUUAUUUUGGCAGCUAUCUCAGACGAGACAAACUAUGGAUUUGCAUGGAGUUCUGUGGAGGUGGCUCUCUACAGGAUAUUUAUCAUGUGACUGGACCACUAUCAGAGCAGCAGAUUGCCUAUGUUAGCAGAGAAACACUACAGGGACUAUAUUACCUUCACAGUAAAGGAAAAAUGCACAGAGAUAUAAAGGGAGCAAACAUUCUUUUAACGGAUAAUGGACAUGUAAAAUUAGCUGAUUUUGGAGUAUCUGCACAGAUAACAGCUACAAUUGCCAAAAGGAAGUCAUUCAUUGGCACCCCAUAUUGGAUGGCACCAGAAGUUGCUGCAGUAGAAAGGAAGGGUGGCUAUAACCAGCUCUGUGAUCUGUGGGCAGUUGGAAUAACUGCAAUAGAGCUUGCUGAACUUCAGCCUCCAAUGUUUGACCUACAUCCAAUGAGAGCACUUUUUCUAAUGACAAAAAGCAACUUCCAGCCUCCCAAAUUAAAGGACAAAAUGAAAUGGUCCAAUAGUUUCCAUCAUUUUGUGAAAAUGGCACUUACAAAAAAUCCUAAAAAAAGACCUACUGCUGAAAAGUUGCUACAGCAUCCGUUUGUUACCCAGCCAUUAAAUCGAAGUCUUGCCAUUGAACUUUUGGAUAAAAUGAAUAAUCCUGAUCAUUCCACUUUCCAUGAUUUUGAUGAUGAUGAUCCUGAGCCUCUUCUUGUGCCUCACAGAAUUCAUUCAACAAGUAGAAAUGGGAGAGAAGAAAAGACACGCUCUGAAAUAAACUUUGGCCAAGUAAAGUUUGAUCCACCCUUGAGGAAAGAGACAGAGCCACAUCAUGAAUUUGAUCUACAGCUAGAAUACGGUCAUGGUCCUCAGUGUGGCUACUUUUUGGGGGCAAAUAAGAGUCUCUUAAAAUCAGUUGAAGAAGAACUACAUCAGCGGGGACAUGUGGCACAUUUAGAAGAUGAUGAUGAUGAUGCAGAUGAUGAUUCUAAACAUGCUACUAUGAAGCCUAAAGUGCCACCUCCUUUACCACCAAAGCCUAAAUCCAUAUUUAUCCCCCAAGAAACUUAUUCUUCUGAAAAUGAGAAUCAAGGGACAAUCAAGAGAUGCCCAACUUCAGAGAGUCCAGCAAAAUCUACAUCUCAUGUUCCACCCAGACCACCUCCUCCUCGGUUACCUCCACAGAAAUCGAAUCCUUUCGGUAAUGGAGUCACGUCUGUGCAAUUAAAUGGUGAAAGAGAGGAGCAGCCACAUCAACAGAAUGAAGCUAGAGACACUAACUUUUCAAGGAAAGAAAAGAAGGAAAUACUGAAACCAAUUAGUAACGGCCUUCCUCCCACACCUAAAGUACAUAUGGGUGCUUGCUUUUCAAAGGUUUUCAAUGGCUGUCCAUUAAAAAUUCAUUGUGCAACAUCUUGGAUAAAUCCAGAUACAAGAGACCAGUACUUGAUAUUUGGAGCAGAAGAAGGUAUUUACACGCUGAACCUCAAUGAACUUCAUGAAACAUCAAUGGAGCAGCUAUUUCCUCGAAGAUGUACCUGGUUAUAUGUCAUGAACAAUUGUUUGUUAUCAAUAUCUGGUAAAGCUUCUCAGCUUUAUUCCCAUAAUCUACCAGGACUCUUUGAUUAUGCAAGGCAAAUGCAAAAGUUACCUGUUGCUAUUCCAGCACAUAAACUCCCUGACCGAAUACUUCCCAGGAAGUUCGCGGUAUCUACAAAAAUUCCUGACACUAAAUGGUGUCAAAAGUGUUGUGUUGUGAGAAAUCCCUACACAGGCCACAAGUACCUUUGUGGAGCACUACAGUCUAGCAUUGUUUUGUUAGAAUGGGUUGAACCAAUGCAAAAAUUUAUGUUAAUCAAGCACAUAGAUUUUCCUGUACCUUGUCCACUGAGGUUGUUUGAAAUGCUGGUAGUCCCCGAGCAGGAAUUCCCUUUAGUUUGUGUUGGUGUCAGUAGAGGAAGAGAUUUCAACCAAGUGGUGAAGUUUGAGACUGUCAACCCAAAUUCUACCUCUUCGUGGUUUACAGAAACAGACACUACAGAGACGAGUGUUGUCCAUGUAACACAGCUGGAGAGAGAUACCAUUUUGGUGUGUUUGGAUUGCUGCAUAAAAAUAGUGAAUCUGCAAGGCCGGUUAAAAUCGAGCCGCAAACUCUCAUCGGAGCUCACGUUUGACUUUCAGAUUGAAUCAAUAGUCUGUCUACAAGACAGUGUGUUAGCAUUCUGGAAACAUGGAAUGCAAGGAAGGAGUUUCAGAUCAAAUGAGAUCACACAAGAAAUUUCUGAUAAUACAAGGAUAUUCAGGCUUCUGGGAUCUGACAGGGUCGUGGUGCUGGAGAGCAGGCCGACAGACAACCCGACAGCCAACAGCAAUUUGUAUAUCCUGGCAGGGCAUGAGAACAGCUACUGAGAGCAGCACGUGGCAGGCAGCUCACUGUGAGGAGAACACUCCUGCUGCAGCAGCACUCAUGACUGGCUGGAAUUGCACAAAAGCUGCAGUAACCCCACUUCAGUUACUUUAUAAUUUAUUGUGGCAUGAGAGGAAGAUGAGAAUUGUUUGUGGUAUGGACACAGAAGCAUUAUAAUACCACAGAAGUGCUUAAUUUACUGUUAUGUAAUCUUUGUACAUAUGCAGUAUUUUUCAGUGAAACUUCUUGCUGAAGCCCAACACUGACUUUCUGUAGAUAGAGGUCCUCCUGUUAAGUACAAGUGUCUUACCUGUACAGAUGUAAAAGUCACUGAGGAUGCAAAAAUUAAAUCGGGGUACUAUUAUAAGGACGUCUCAUGUGUUUAUUAUGAAGUGGGAUUCUAGAAACAAAUAUAGUACAUUUAGCAACACUAUUGUAUUUUAUUAUAUGUAAUUUACUAAUACAAAUAAAUAUUAACUUUUAGAAAUUGUAACCAAGGCUGUAAUCAGAUUACAAUCUUGUUUUAAUUUCAAUACAACACACUGGUGUUCAUGUUUGCACAAUGUAUUGAGAUGUGAUGUAUUUAGUCACAAAGGUAAGCUGUGACUUGUGGAUAUGACUUGGGCUUCAAAGUUCCUUUUUUUUUU